AUGGCAGAAAAAUACGGAAACCCAAACUAUCUCAAAUACAUGAACUUUAACCAGGACUACACUUGUGUUUCUGUGGGAUUCGAAAAGAGCUACAAGCUGUUCAAUUGCGAGCCAUUCGGGGAAUGCUUUAGCAAGAACGAUGAUGGCGGGGCAGGUAUUGCCGAGAUGUUGUUUGCUACGUCGUUGGUAGCGAUUGUGGGGUUGGGGGAUAAACCAGCGACUUCUCCCAGAAAGCUCAAAAUCAUCAACACGAAGCGAAAAUCUGUCAUCUGUGAAUUGGUGUUUCCGUCUUUGAUACUUUCGGUGAGACUGAACAGAAAAAGACUGGUUGUUUUCGUCCAAGACCAGAUAUACAUCUACGAUGUCUCAUGUAUGAAAUUGUUACAUACGAUAGAGAUAUCGCCUCACAAGCUUGCAAUUGGUGAUCUAAGCUCAAGCGAUGAGUCGAUCCUGGCGUUUCCAUCACCCGGGGAGAAUCUCGCCGUGCCUCCAAGACAGGAAGAGGAGGAUCUCGAAUCUGAUCAUAUUGGAAACUCUUCUUUCUCCGAAGGAGAUAAGUCAAAAAGACCUCGUCAGGGCUCGGAGCACAUUACAGGAAACAACGGAACCGUCGUGUUGUUUGACGCUUUGAACUUGCAGCCUCUGGAAGUGAUACAGGCCCACAAGUCUCCAAUACAGAAGCUGACUUUAUCGAAGGACGGAACGUUAUUAGCCACUGCAUCGGCCAAGGGCACCAUUAUAAGGGUGUUCAGGGUGAGUGAUGGAAGAAGAUUAUAUGAAUUCAGACGGGGAACCUACAAUGCUGUGAUAUCAGGCCUGAGUUUUAACUUGGAAAACACAAUACUGACCUGUUGUUCGUUAACAGGAACGAUUCACUUCUUCAAGUUAGAUGAAGGCAGCUCUUCCACUUUAGCUGAUGCAGACAGAGAAUAUGAUCUCAAAAGCUAUUCCAGCGAUAGCAAUGUGGAAGACGAUAUGGACGAGGACAGAACAGACUCUUCAGUCCCGGAUUUGGAAAACAACGAUGGCGACGAGCCUACUAAGCGAAAAAACUCGAAGACCAACUAUUACGAUAGUCUGAAGGAACUGGGCAAAAAAUCGGGAUUUAAAGAUAUGCUGUGGUCGAGCAUUAGCAAGAACGUUAGGGGAAAGGUUAACGAUUACCUUCCCUCUAAAGUGACGUCAAUGUUGGAGCCGAAACGCGAUUUUGCAUUUAUCAAACUACCACACGCAAUUGGAGAGAAUGCAACAACUGAGCGGUCUUCCAAUGUGGAGGAAGUUUUAAGAAUGGGAUCAAGCCAUUCCAUAGCCUCUAUUGCUGCUAUCAAUACCCCAGACUCUACAGUGAUGGUGGUGACAGCAGACGGCAACUUCUACGUUUACACCUUACCUGGGUUUGAUAAGGGAGGUGCAUGCAUUUUGGUGAAGCAGUACAAGCUUUAUGAAGAGUAA
Kuraishia capsulata CBS 1993 is the source of this 1452-nucleotide messenger RNA. RefSeq lists its product as uncharacterized. Gene Ontology annotation, cellular component: extrinsic component of membrane; phagophore assembly site membrane; cytosol. The transcript has 2 exons. NCBI's taxonomy places the organism in Eukaryota, Fungi, Ascomycota, Pichiomycetes, Pichiales, Pichiaceae. Gene Ontology annotation, biological process: autophagy of mitochondrion; nucleophagy; protein localization to phagophore assembly site. Gene Ontology annotation, molecular function: phosphatidylinositol-3,5-bisphosphate binding; phosphatidylinositol-3-phosphate binding; protein binding. The record is from RefSeq and is a predicted model, not a curated record. Bases 1 to 1452 code for a protein of 483 amino acids.